Molecule: messenger RNA, 972 nt
Organism: Neoarius graeffei (lesser salmon catfish)
Lineage: Eukaryota; Metazoa; Chordata; Actinopteri; Siluriformes; Ariidae
Gene: prdx6
Product: peroxiredoxin 6
Exons: 5
Coding region: 102-773 (223 amino acids)
Biological process (GO): cellular oxidant detoxification; cell redox homeostasis
Cellular component (GO): cytosol; mitochondrion
Molecular function (GO): peroxiredoxin activity
Source: RefSeq, a predicted model, not a curated record
AAUGCCCUGUAUAGUGAGUAGGGAGUGAUUUUGGAUACAGCAGCGUGCUUGCCUUCUUAUCUCAUUGCAUCUCGAGCGAUAGUUAAGGAGAGCGUGUCAUCAUGCCAGGUGUUCUGCUAGGAGAUGUCUUUCCUAACUUUGAAGCAGACACUACUAUUGGCAAGAUAAAAUUUCACGAAUUCUUGGGCGACUCAUGGGGCAUCCUGUUCUCUCACCCACGUGACUUCACCCCUGUAUGCACAACGGAGCUAGCUUGUGCUGCUAGGCUCAGUGACGAGUUUAAGAAGCGGGAUGUGAAGAUGAUUGCUCUGUCUAUAGACAGUGUGGCGGAUCAUUGUGCAUGGAGCAAGGAUGUGGUGGCGCUUCACUCCGAGACAGCAGGCAGUCAUCUGCCAUUCCCCAUUAUAGCAGAUGAUAAGCGAGAGCUGUCUGUUCUUCUGGGAAUGCUGGAUCCUGAUGAGAGGGACAAAGAUGGCAUGCCUCUCACUGCUCGCUGUGUGUUUGUUAUUGGGCCUGAUAAGAGGCUGAAGCUGUCCAUCCUUUAUCCUGCCACCACGGGGCGCAAUUUCACCGAAAUCCUUCGGGUCAUUGACUCUCUGCAGCUGACUGCAAACAAAAAGGUGGCUACACCUGUGGACUGGAAGUCUGGAGAGGAUGUGAUGGUCAUCCCCUCUCUCUCGGAUGAAGAGGCCAAGAAGCUUUUCCCUGCUGGAUUCACCACCAAGGAACUGCCUUCUGGGAAAAAGUACCUACGCUACACCCCACAGCCAUAAACAGCAGGCAUUUCAAGAAAAUAAACAGUGCACCUGUUUUCACUAAUGGUUCACUUUUUUUUUUUUUUAAACUUAAUUUUGUCAACUCAGCAUUAUGGGGCUUGUAUUGCUCAUAAUUAAGACAUUCACUUAAAUCAUGGAAUGUACCUCACUCUAAAAUAGUGCCUUGCAUACAAUAAAUUUUAUUUUUGGCAAAUUA